Molecule: messenger RNA, 1158 nt
Organism: Psylliodes chrysocephalus
Lineage: Eukaryota; Metazoa; Arthropoda; Insecta; Coleoptera; Chrysomelidae
Source: the annotation of a GenBank genome assembly
AUGGAAUCUCAUUAUUGUCGUUCGUCUACACAAAAACAAUAUUUGGAACCUAUUUGGCAAACCUUGCAAGAACUGUAUCGCUUUUAUGUGAAUAAUUAUUGCAAUGAACAGAACGUAAAGCCUUAUUCACGUACAGUUUUUAACGAAACCUUUCAUGAGAUGAAUCUUUCUUUAUUCCAUCCCAAAAAAGAUCAAUGCGAUACAUGCGUAUCUUACAAGACUCAAAAUGUAACAGAAGAAGAAUAUCAGCAACACCUGACAUUGAAGCAAGAGGCAAGAAAUGAAAAAAUGGCAGACAAAAGUGACUCAACCACAGAAUUUGUUUUUACUAUGGAUUUACAGUCUGUUUUAUUAGCUCCUAGGAACAAAGUUGCGAGCAUGUACUAUAAAACGAAAUUGGCGGUACACAACUUCACAAUUUAUAACAUAAAAAAUCAUGAAGGGUACUGCUAUCUAUGGAGUGAAGCUGAAGGAUCUCUGACUGCCAACGAAUUUUCGUCAAUUUUAGUAGAGUUUAUUGAAAAACAGGUCUUACCAAAGAUGAAUGAUAGCAACAGAACAAUAAUAUUUUGGAGUGACGGCUGUACUGGACAAAAUAGGAAUGCAUGUUUGUCUAAUGCUUUACUAAAUACAUCAAUGCAAUAUAAUAUAACUAUAUUUCAAAAAUAUCUCUUUAAGGGCCAUACACAAAUGGAAGCCGACUCCAUGCACUCCACGAUAGAAAAACGAAUUCGAAAUAAAGACAUUAAUGUACCAGCAGAUUAUGUGACACACUGUGAACAUGCUAGGCUGAAGCCAUUUCCUUACAAGGUGUUUUAUUUAGAUUAUUCUUUCUUCAAGGAUUUUUCAGAAAUAAAACAUUAUACUUCUAUUAGACCUGGCCGCAAAGUGGGAGAUCCUACAGUCACGAACUUAAAACAACUGAAAUAUGAAGAAGGGGUAAUAAGAUAUAAAUUAAGGCAUACUGAUAAUACUUGGCAGGAAUACAGUCAAAGAACAAUAGGGCAGAAAAAGCAACACUUGAAUAGUGCCCUAUUACCAGUAUUAUAUAGAGAGAGAAGAAAAAUUAAAAAAGAGAAGUUCGAGCAUUUACAAUCACUAAAAAAGAGCCUAAAAGCAGACUAUCACUACUUUUACGAUAACAUUCCCCAUUAUUAG